CAACACCAAGAAACUGUUUCUAUUCAAACUACAAAGCUUCAAGACAUGUAUAAUAAUUUAAACACAAUAUUUCAAGAAACAUUUUUUACUUUAAGCAUGAAUAUCUUAGAAAUACAAAAUAAAGUUAUUGAAUAUAUUGAUGAUCAAAAAAAUAUAUUAAAUAUUCUUGAAGAUAUUAGAUCUGAACACUCUCAUGAGCCACUUUUGGAAAUAAUUAAUCCAAAAAAUAAAUCAAUAAAAAAUUCAACUCAAUAUUCUACAUCACAUCCUACUUUGUGGAAUUCGAUUUAUUACAAGAUAAAUGAUCAUCAAAAUUCUGCAAAUAUAGAUAAACCUUCUUCAAAAGAUUAUAAUAAAAGAAGUGAAAAUUUACGUCAAUCUUUAUCUGAUAUUGAAAAAGUAAUAAAACCCGAAUAUACAAGUCCAGAAAUUAGUGGUAGUCCAUCUUCAUUAUGUAUUGAAGUAAAUCAAGAUUAUGAACGAUUUGAUAAUUUAAAGACCCAUUUAUCUGUUGCUCCUAAUUCGGAUGAUAUUAAUGAUGGUAUUUGGCCAGCCUGGGCUUUACCAGAUAAUCGUGAUGAUGCUGAUCAUAACUUUGAAUCUGAUAAUUAA
This is a messenger RNA of Dentiscutata erythropus, 612 nucleotides long. The record is from the annotation of a GenBank genome assembly. NCBI's taxonomy places the organism in Eukaryota, Fungi, Glomeromycota, Glomeromycetes, Diversisporales, Gigasporaceae.